CUAACUGAUUAUUUUUUAGAUCUCCGUUAAAAAACAACCUAAUCCCAUAACUGGUUUUCGGUCACGUCACUGUUGCUGGCGACUUGUUUGUCUGGACGGCCGCUUGUUUUGUUUUUGUUGUCCUUACCGUCACGUCGCCCCACCCCCAGUCCCGUUUCAUUUCUUCAUAUUUAAUGCAUUUUCUGUUGUUGUUGUUUUUUUUUUUUGAGUGACUGCUCUAUGAAUGCUGCCGUUUUUUUCCCCGACUACUUGAUGCUUUCGCCGAGGAGCCCGCCCCGAGGCUCCGCGUAUCUUAUAUAAAGCCGGCGGCAAGUCUGGAUUCCUUCAGUGCGCUCAGUCACGUCCAGGGGAGGCAGGGCGGGGUGCUGAUCGCAAGCUGCCACGGAUGGGAUGGUGCUAAACUGACCGCCUCUUAUUGUCUGCCAGUACGUCUCAGCUCGCAGUUACUUCAAGCAAAUCGUCUGUGAAAGCUGCGCUUGGGCUCAUCCAGGGCACACAAAAAAAUGCCCUUCCCACCGAUCUCCCUUCACCAGCGCAUUAGUUCUCCAGGCAAGGAUCUCUUUAGGAAAAAGAAGCCCAGCGCAAUCCCUCCGCAAGUCUUCGCCGGCAAAGAUCAAGAUGAGAAAGACAACGAGAAAGAAAGGUUUUCCAGCUCAUGGCCCGCCGCGAAUUUUACGCAUCUCGGGCGGAGGACGCAGCCGAGAAGCCAGCCGCAGCCACACAAAGGUGCCGCGAAUGCGGGGGCAGAAGCGCACAAGAGCCCUCGGUUCAAGUUUCCUGCGCCGCUAGCGAACUCAUGCGACAGUAUCUCGGCGUCCGGGGGGUCGGGCACGCGGAAAAGUAGCAAGAACUCAUCCCGCAGCUCGCUGACAAAAGAGGACGCCGAGGAGGAGCAGCAGGAGAGGGAGAUUCGCUUCACCCUCAGCCUUACCCCUGAAGCCAUCCUGGUCAUUCAGAAACGCAACCUGGAGAAGCAGCUGAUGGCAAAGCAGCAGAAGGGAGCGUUCCCGUCCGUCUCGUCAGACCAGAGGCACCGGCGCGUCUUCCCCGGCAAGAGGGCACAGGGGUCCAAAGGCAGCGCGGCACUGUGCGUGUCGGAUAACCUGGACGACAUCCGCGCGAUCGUCAAGAUAUCGCUGCUGAAUGACCAGUACAAAUACGACGAUGUGGAGUACGAGGAAGACGACUACGACGUGGACGAGACGGUGAUGAGAAAGUGCAAAGAGUGGCUGGAAGGAGUGGAGAGCGCGGCCGCCUUCGGCAAAGCCAGCAAGCUGGCCACCUUGCCGCAUCUCAACACCUGACGAAAUGAGACGCAACGAACAAAACGGCGUCUUUUCUAAUCCAGAUGGCGAAA
Polypterus senegalus (gray bichir) is the source of this 1357-nucleotide messenger RNA. It is a transcript of the gene prr18, whose product is annotated as proline rich 18. The coding region runs from base 504 to 1304 and encodes 266 amino acids. The record is from RefSeq and is a predicted model, not a curated record. The transcript has a single exon. NCBI's taxonomy places the organism in Eukaryota, Metazoa, Chordata, Cladistia, Polypteriformes, Polypteridae.